Messenger RNA from Cyclospora cayetanensis, 1407 nucleotides. Its product is annotated as origin recognition complex subunit 1. The coding region runs from base 1 to 1407 and encodes 468 amino acids. The record is from RefSeq and is a predicted model, not a curated record. Lineage: Eukaryota; Apicomplexa; Conoidasida; Eucoccidiorida; Eimeriidae. Gene Ontology annotation, cellular component: nuclear origin of replication recognition complex. Gene Ontology annotation, molecular function: ATP hydrolysis activity; DNA replication origin binding; ATP binding. The transcript is spliced from 14 exons. Gene Ontology annotation, biological process: DNA replication initiation; mitotic DNA replication checkpoint signaling.
AUGAACUAUGGCCUGACUCCCGUGCAACGUGCUAUUCGUCGUCUGCAACUCGACAGCGUUCCCGCCACCCUCCCUUGCAGAAUGGCUGAAUUUCAAAAGGUGCGACAGACCAUCCUUACCGGGAUCAAGCAGCAACAAGGCGGCGAACUCCUCUACAUCAGUGGCCUUCCCGGAACGGGCAAGACGGCAACUGUUCAAAGCGUCCUGCGCUCACUUCAGCGCGACGUCCAGAAGCAAGUUAUUCCGCCAUUCACUUGCAUCGAGCUCAACGCUAUGCGGCUGCAGCAUCCCGACAUGGUGUUUGUGGCUCUCUAUAAGCAGCUGUUUGGCUGCAAGCCUCACAGUACCCAGCACGCGUUCGCGGAACUGGACAGAACGUUCACUGGGGAGGCACAUUCAGAGGCACGGGGGCAGUGGGACGACUUUCGCAAGAGGCGACUAAAGGCCUCCAAGACACGCAAUGACAAGCUGCCAAUCGUCCUGGUAGUAGAUGAAGUGGACUGUCUGGUGAGCGUGAAGCAACGGGUGCUAUACACUUUGUUUGACUGGCCGUUCUGUCCGGCGUCCCGGCUGGUAUUAAUUGCCAUCGCGAACACCAUCGACCUUCCGGAAAAGAUUCUGAACUCAAGAUGCGCCUCGAGGAUCGGCUUUGGACGGUUGACUUUCAACCCGUAUACCAGCGAACAAAUCGAGGGAAUCAUCGUUGAGCGGUUGCAGGACUGUAGAGACCUCUUCGCUGAUGCUGCGAUUAAGGUGUGCGCCCGGAAGAUCGCCAACUUUUAUGGAGACAUUCGUCGUGCCUUGCAGGUCCUCAGGCGAGCUUUGGAGUCGUUGCCGAGUGGCAGGAAAAUUCACCCUGCGGACAUCAACAGCGCAGCCAACGACCUAUUUGACUCGCCACUGAAAGACUCGAUAUCAUGCCUCCCCCGAGGAAUGAAGUACGACGAAGCCUCCCCCCUUGCAAGACUUGGGUUGCUGCUGUACUGCUUACUGAGGCAACAGAGGCACUUGGACUGCGGAGUGCCUCUUCGAUCGCUCGUCGCUGCUUACCAAACCCUUUUAGAUGUAGGCAAGGGGAGUCUCACGGGGGCUGACCAGCUGCCUGCAGGGGAAAACCGCCAUAUAGUGGACUUUGAAGACAUCAAGGCGAUGCUCGACAGCCUUGCCGGCAUGCGUGUGAUCGAGGUGUACCUACACCUACCCCGAAUCGAUACGCAGUCACCGGCGGCGACGGCAGACAAGAAAAACAGGCCGACUGUGCAUACCGCUGGUGGAAUUAAGGCUCUUUUAGUGGAUCCCAUUAUCGACGAGGCAGGCGGAGACACUGAAGUGGCAAUCAUUGCGCCGGUUGAUGAGUUAGUCUCGGUGUUCCUAAGAGACGAAGAUCUCGAGGGGCUGCCGCUCUAG